This is a messenger RNA of Trichoderma harzianum CBS 226.95, 1197 nucleotides long. RefSeq lists its product as hypothetical. Bases 1 to 1197 code for a protein of 398 amino acids. Lineage: Eukaryota; Fungi; Ascomycota; Sordariomycetes; Hypocreales; Hypocreaceae. The transcript has a single exon. The record is from RefSeq and is a predicted model, not a curated record.
AUGAGCUACGAAAUCGGCACAGUGGUGCGGUCUGGCGUUUAUGCGCUUCUCGCAUCAACAGUGGGAUAUUUCCUCUUUCUUGGUGUUUUGACUAUUCCCGCCUGUCAGAACCAGGCCAUAUAUCUAAACAAAGUCACCUUGACCUGGGGCCAAGAUGUAACCAUCCCCGAGCAAUGGGGCUUCCUUCACAACCAAGUCACGCCUUUCACUCUAGAUACUAGCGAUGGAGAAACGCUGCAUGCCUGGCAUAUCCUCCCACCUGGGCUUUAUCAAGCGUAUGAGAAGGAGCUUAUAGCAGAGCCUGCUGGUAUUGCGCUCGACAUCACUUCUCGGCUGGGAUUCAAGUUGUUGAGGGAUGAUCCAGAGUCUCUACUUGUCCUCUACUUUCAUGGAGCGGCAGGCACACUAGGGUCUGGCUGGCGGCCUCAAAGUUACCGGGCCAUGUCUGCACUCAACCAAGACAAGAUCCACACAGUCGCCAUCGAUUAUCGUGGCUUUGGGAUGAGCUCUGGAUCCCCAUCAGAACAGGGUCUGUUGACCGAUGCUCUCACUUUGGUCAAGUGGGCAGUAGAAGUGGCUGGAAUACCGCCAUCACGCAUAGUACUUUUCGCGCAGUCGCUCGGCACGGCUGUUAGCGUUUCCUUGGCUCAUCAUUUAGCUACCCAAGUCGACCGGCCAAUAUUCUUCUCGGGGAUGGUCCUCGUGGCACCGUUUGCAGAUGUUGAGCUCCUGACGGCUACGUACCGGAUUGGGAGUACAAUUCCACUGCUUGAUCCCAUUGCUCGUUUCCCCUGGCUUCUGGACUUCUUUAAUCGGUUUAUUAUUGCCAAGUGGCCUACUAAGAAUAAGCUCGCAGAGUUGAUACGAUUCUGUGAGAUGUCUUCCGAUGACUCGGCACGGUACGACAUUACCAUUAUCCACGCAGAGGAUGACUAUGACAUUCCUUGGGAACACAGUGACUUAUUAUACUGGCACGCUGUUAAUGCAUCCCUGCCUCAUGGAAUAAGCUAUGAGGAACUUGAGAGGGAAAAGCUAGCCUCAAAAUCGGAUUUACAGGCUGGAGGUUGGGUCGUGAAUCAAGAGACGCAGAAGGGAAGCCUUAGAGAAGCCAUCACAACAUGGGGGCUACAUGAUAAGAUCAUGUCUUAUCCUAUUGUCAGUUUGGCAGUCUCGAGGGCUUUCCAGAAUGGGGACUAA